Saccostrea cuccullata (small rock oyster) is the source of this 865-nucleotide messenger RNA. RefSeq names its product XK-related protein 5-like. Gene Ontology annotation, cellular component: plasma membrane. The record is from RefSeq and is a predicted model, not a curated record. Gene Ontology annotation, biological process: phosphatidylserine exposure on apoptotic cell surface; apoptotic process involved in development; engulfment of apoptotic cell. The transcript is spliced from 2 exons. The annotation marks the transcript as partial. Lineage: Eukaryota; Metazoa; Mollusca; Bivalvia; Ostreida; Ostreidae.
AAAUACAAUCUACUUAUAUUAUGUCUACAAGAGCAAGAAGAACGGCAUUAAAAAGCAUGACUAUUAUGAGAGGAUGAUAAAAAGCAAUCAUUAUGCGAGUCUACUGAGAAUGAUUUACGCGUUUAUUGAAUCUGUCCCCCAACUAGUUCUACAAUUCUACCUCAUCGUCAAAGAACAUGAGAAUCCGAAGGACUGUGAAGACAUAUCGAUUUAUAGACAUAUAAUUCGACGGUCAUCAGUUCUCUUCUCCUGGGUAUCUGUCACGUGGUCUGUGACUGCUUCAUAUCAAGCAAUCCGCGUGAGCAAUGCUAUGUACAAACCCAGGCAAAAAACAGUCUUUGCUGCAACGGGAUGCUUUCUCUGGAGAGCAUUUGAAAUAGGACCAAGAGUAAUGGCGUUAGUAAUGCUUAUUCUCGUAAACAGCUUCGGUUUUGCAGUAACAGUAGUCUUUCAUUGGAUUGCUAUGGUCACGUGGUCAUUUGCGACGACGGAAAUGAGGCUUUACAAGAAAACCUACGAAAACAUUAUCUUUAUCUUAUUUGUUGGAUUUGUGCAGAUUUUUUCUUUCAUGAUAUUCAGGCCCAGUAAAUCUCAAGAAGAUGCAAAGAGUACCAAUCCCAAUAAAACUCGAAAGGAUGCUAAGAACGACAAUUCCAUUCAAACUGAAUAUCAUGCCCUUUUUUAUUAUUUUUUUGUUUACAUUGAGAAUACUAUUAUACUGAUUUUAUGGAUUUUAGUUAAAAAUAAUUCCUUUUGUCCGUGGAUUUAUCACAGGUCAAUUGGCAUUGUUUCUGGUGGACUUAUUUGUAAUAUAGUUUUUAUGAUAUUUUAUAAACUAUGUAACCCAAAAGCAUCCAUUUGGUGA